UCUCUUCUUUCUAGUCUUCCCUCCUUCCAAUAUUUCUAACCUCCCCUUCCUCUCUUUCUCUCUCUUUCUUUCUCUCUCUCUCUCUCAAAAAUCUCUCCUCACUCCUGUGUGCGGUGAAACAUCGUUUUACUGUACAUACUUCCCUGCCUGCGCGAGUGCAGUGCCGUAACACCACCAACUUAUCUUCUCUUUUAUUAUUUACCUUCACCAGGUACGCGAAAACUGAACGCAAAUGAGAAAAGACAACUUCCAGCAAUAUAUUCAAUUUGCAGCAUUUUUUUAACACACUUUUUCAUCAAUUGUUAAAAAAAAUGUGAUAUUUAAAAAUUAGAAAUUUCUUCUUUUUAAAUUUUUUGGGAAUUUUUUUUUAUAUAAAUAAACGAACAGUGACUUAAUAUAAAAGUGUAUAACAAUUGUGUCAUAAUACACGUGCUUGACUUUUUUUUUAAAGAAAAAAAAAUCGAUUUGUGUUUUAAGCGAUAAAAAAGGUGAAAGUGAACGAUAUUUAAAUCCAUGUGAUUUUUUUUAAAAAUAUUUUAUCAAAAAAAGAAGAGAUAUUUUUUAAAACUGAAAGUUUUUUUUUUAGAGAAAAUAGAAAUGGAAAAUCAAAAGUUUAAUAUGAGGAAAUAUCAAGUAAUUAGUGAUAUAAAAAGUGACAUUUUUUGGAGUACACAGUUGAUGACUUGAUGAUAUUUAAUAAAAUACUAUGGAAAAUUGUCAAGAAAAUAUUUUGGAGAACAACAAAUUAUAUGCAAAGGGAACAAAGAUGCAGUAAAUGAUGCCUAGUAAAGGAAAACCAAUAAACUUCGAUGAUGUAAUAAAGAAAGCAAAGUACAAACAGAAAAAGGAAAGAAGUGUAAAAAUUUCAUGGAAAUGGAACUCUGUAUGAAAUUUAAAAAUAAUGGGUUGAAGUUACCUGUUAUCUUGACUUGUUAUGAAUACAAUGGAAAAUACUAUUUUUGAAAAAGAAAUUUUUAAAUAAAGAACUUGUUCUGAAUGAAAUAAAAAAAAACUGUUUUCUCUACAGAAAAAAAUGGAAUCAAAAUCAGUUUUAAAAACAUUUAAUUUUUUUUAAUUAAUUAUUUUCUCAGUGCUUAUUUUUGUGAAUGAAAUGUUUUUAAAGAAUAUUUUCAACAAGAUGCAAUAACUGAAGAAAUUAAUAGAGAAUUUUUAAACAAUGGAUGUUUAUAAAAUUGAUCAAUCACUUACUGCCAAUUUGGGUAGUACUACAGCACCGGAUACUCUCAGUCCAGAAGUGACUUUCAAUACAGGAGGUGAAUUUAAUUUAAGUUUUUUUGAUGGACCUGAAGAAAAUAGUACACAAGGUUUUAGUGAUCCAGGUUCUGUUGGUAGUGCAAGCGUUUCACCACCACCAGUGAUUUCUGGUAGUACAGUUACAUCGACCACCAUAACAUUACCAACUGCUCAAUUACCAUCAGGAAUUGUCAUCAAACAAGAACAACAUUAUGCAGCUGCUGAUUCCAAUAGUUCAACGCCUGCCAAAAGUUUCGUUCCAUGUAAGGUCUGCGGUGAUAAAGCAAGUGGAUAUCACUAUGGCGUCACAAGUUGUGAGGGUUGUAAGGGUUUUUUUAGACGAAGUAUUCAAAAACAGAUAGAGUACAGAUGCUUAAGGGAUGGAAAAUGUUUGGUUAUAAGGCUAAAUCGAAAUCGCUGCCAAUAUUGCAGGUUCAAGAAAUGUCUAGCAGUUGGCAUGUCUAGAGACUCGGUAAGAUAUGGUCGUGUUCCGAAGAGAUCGCGAGAUCGAACGACUGAUGAUGUAGGAGCAGUACCACCAACAACGAUAACAACAGCAACAGCUACAACUACUACAACCACGACGACCUCACGUGUACAUCAACUCGCAUCCAGCAUUAAUUAUAAUUCAAACAAUAAUAAUAAUGACGAUGAUAAUGAUGACGAUAAUAAUAGUAGCAAUAAUAAUAAUAGCAGCAGCAGUAGUAGCAGCAGUAGUACUAGUAAUAACAAUAACAAUAUCCAAUGUCAGAAUACUGUUUCCCGUGUACCGCCUCCUACUAUCGUUGAAGCUGAUCAAUCGGACAUCGAUGAAAAGCAAUUGACGAUUUAUGAUGUUAUUCUUCGAGUUUCACAAGCUUAUCGUACUCAUUGCGUCUACACGGAGGAGUCUAUAAAAGAUUUAGUUCAAAAGCCUAUCAUAAUACCACCUUCAAGUCCAAAGGAUCCUGAAGUUGCGUCAUCAAUGGCGGAAACAGUGGAAUCACAAAGAAUUUGGUUGUGUCAACAGUUUGCAAAUAAAGUGAAAUUAUCGAUUGAAAAAAUUGUUGAAUUUGCAAAACAAGUACCUGGUUUUUCUGAUCUCCUACAAGACGAUCAGUUAAUUUUAAUAAAAUUGGGUUUCUUUGAAAUAUGGCUAAGUCAUAUUUCAAAAAUGACCACCAACAUCUCCAUGACUUUUGAAGAUGGUACUUACAUUACUAAGCAGCAAUUGGAAUUGAUAUACGAGCCCGAUUUCGUGUCAGACGUAUUGCAGUUUACUACAUUAUUAAAUGCUCAUAAGCUCACGGAUGAUGAAUUAGGUUUAUUUUCUGGUGCUAUUCUUCUUAGUGAGAGACCUGAAUUAAAUGAUUUGAAAGCAGUACAAAGGUCACAGGAUCGUUUACUUGAAGCUUUUAAUACACUAGUGUCAAGAAGUAAUUCAGUAACUAAUGAAAUCAAUGUUAAUGGAAUGAGUACAAGCAAUCCUAGCAUUUUACAAAGAAUACCCGAACUCAGAUCACUUGGUAUUCGACAUUCAAAUCUUCUUGAUUGGUAUAAAAAAAAUUGGACAAAACUCAAGUUACCAGGAUUAUUUGCUGAAAUUUUUGACAUUCCGAAAUGUGAAGAGGAUUUACAAUAAAACAAAAAAAAGAUUUCAUCUACAAAAAAUUGCUCAGUAUGGUGAAAAAAUGUUAUGCGAUGAUAAUCACUAGAAGUUAUAGCAAGUGGAAGGAAAAUACUUUAAAAGACAUUACAUUUAGUUCAAUUUCUACAAAACGAAACUUUUGCGAAAAUGUAUAUCGCGUAUUUAGAAAAUUUGAAUUUUCGAUCACAUCAAAUCCUAGUCGAAAUCAUUGGAAAAAAAGAAGAAAAAUGAAUUGUAUCGAAGAAAUUGUCAUCUACAUUGAGGUAUUUUCACGUUUUACUUUCAUAAAAGUGAAAGAACAAAAAACAUUUUCACUAUUUAACUAUUGGAAGGAUUUCCUGCCAACGGAUUGGUGCGGGCCCUAUAUAUUAGCAAAAAAAUGUAAUUUUCUACUCCAUUAUUCGAUUCUUAAAAAUCAUAUUUCAAUGAUGCAAUAUACAUACAAUUCCGUUACAUCGAAAACAGGACAAAAAAAAAUAAUGUAGAUUUCAUAUAAGAAAUGUUAAAAUUCCAUGAGAAUGAAAACUUCUUAAAAAGAAAGUUUUGUCAAAGGAAGUGAAUUGUACUACAUAAAAAAAGAUGGUUGAGAAUCUUGCCAAAAUUGUUUAACAAGUCAUUUAAAAAAGAAACAAAAAAAACUAAGAUUAUAUACUACACAGCAUAUAUUUAUUGAUAGCAAACAGAAAUUAAUAAAAAGUUGCGUAACACUAAUGUUCAAUGCUAUUUUAAAUAUAUAUGGAAAGGUAACUCUAUAUAUAUAAUGUUGGAGAAACAUCUUAGGUGACUGAAACAAAAAAUUGAUAAUUAGAAAAAUUAAAAAAUCACCACUUUUCAAGAAGCAAUAUUAUAAAAAAUAUUUUGGCUUUUUAGAUUUAAAGUUCAAAAAUCAUUUCUUAAAGGAUUCACAUUCUUUUUAAGAGAAGAAUUUUUUCGAUCGAUUUUAAAUUUUGUUUAAACUGAUAUUUUCAGAAAAAAUAUUUGAUGAGGCUGUUAUCACCGUGUGAAUAAAUUUAAUCUUCCGAAAGGUUAAAGGCAGUUUAUGGAUUUAUUUUAAAACUAGCAAACUGACCUCGUCUUGAUGGGUUUACAGUUUUUCUAUACCUUAAAGCAUCAUUAAUAAGAUCAAUUAUAUUUGAAUUUUCUACUGGUUUUCCAUCUAUAAUAACUUUACCACGCAAGUCCCAUUUUAUACGUUUACGUAUGCCGGGUCUACUGAUACUUUCUAAUAAAGAUUUGGCUUUUAAUUUAAAAGUUUUUGGUACAGUACCAAGGAUUUCCUCAUUACUCAUUAUUUUAUCUUCAUUAAAAUUAUCAUCACCAUCAUCUUCCUCAUUUUCAUUAGUAUCAAUUUCUUUAUCAUUGCUAUUAUUUAAUAUUUUUUUAGAUCUGAACGGUUUGCGUUUUAAAUUAAUAAAGAAUAAAUAUUUUUGUAAAAUUUGUUGCUACAUUUUCCAUUUUUCUCUUUCAUCUAUUAAAACUGGCGAAUAUAAUAUUUUAUUCAUUUCGCUGUCAAGGCGGCUCAUAAUAUUUCCAGGUGUUUGUAUUUUGGCAUUUCCAAUUUCAUUACUAUUAUUAAAAUUUUUAUUGUUUCCAUUAUUUAAUUGUAAAAAGUUAGACUGUUGUUGUUGUUCUUGUAUUUUAUGAACUUGUUCGCUGGGAAUUAAAACCAUUUUCUUUGCAUGUUCCAUAUUAGAAUUCAAUGAGAAAAAACAAAUGAGAGGUGAGAUGAGUUUUCUUGCAAUCCUUGUCUUCAAACGGUUGUUUCUAUACUAAUCAUUACUUGAGAAGAGGUUAGAGAUUAUACUACCAAUAAUAGGUGCAAGUAAAAGCGGUAGAAAUCCUCCACCUUUUUGAACAAUGUAACGUUUCUUUUGUUUCCAACUUCCACUAAAAUUUGCCAAUUUUCUUAAAUUUUUCCUGUGUUUUUUUAAUUUACGUUUUUCACAUUUUUUUAAAGAAAUAUUACCAGCCAAAACAUUAAGAGCACAUUUGCAAAUACACUUGAUUAGUUUAUAAUCCGCAGUGGAUAAAAUUGCUCGACGUUGAUUGGAAUUGAGAUGAUAUAAUGCAUGCAAAACGGCAGCAUUUUGUUUACUAAUAUGUUUACAAAGAACUCUAUUCAACGCCAUUAUAAUCGCACAACUGGUACUUGAUCUAUUGAUGUACCUCUUUUUAUAUUUUUCUUUGGUACAUAAACCUGAGGAAAACCAUCUGUAGGAAAAAUAUCAAUACGAAAACGAUAAUUAUCAGGCGUUGAUUGUUUUAAAUCUAAAAGUAGAUAACCAUGAGGUUUGGCAGUUGCAUCGUGAUAGGCUUCUUGAAGAAAACGUGAAUUUUAAAACAAUAUUUAUGCAAAAAAAUUUUAUGAAAUGCAAUAAAGUUAAAUAUUUUCGAUAAAUAUUGUUAUUAAAAUUUAUUUUAUUUAAAUGAACAAAAAUUUACGAAACAAAAAAUAUGUAUCUUUGGGAAUUUCUCAAGUUAAUCUAAAAUUACAACCUCAAUCUCUUCUCGGGAAAUAAUUUUUUCACGCUCUCCUCAAACAUAAGGCACAUGGUCAUUAUUUUUAAAAAUUCUUUCUUCUAUUAAGAAAAUUGAUGUAAUUAUAAAAAGAAAAUUUUUAAUAUUUUCUUUUACUAUAUAAAAAUGUUGUUCUAAUAAUAAAAUAUUUAAUUUUCAUUUUUAGAUUAAGUGUACGAAACUGAAUUCGUUAUAUUUACUAUUGAAGCGUUUAUAUAUUUCUCCAUGUCCCAUUUUCGGAGAAGAUGCACUAGUUCUUCAUUCAACAUUUUUGAAUUAUAAUUAAUAUUUACAUUUUUAUAUGUGCGUUAUAUUCUGCGUCUAUUCAGAAUGUUUCUAUACAGCUUCUGCGCAGACGCAGAAUAUAUUUACUGCCUUAAACCUAUCGGAAGAUUAAAUUUAUCCACACAGUGAAAACGGUCUCUAUCUAGAAAUCGUUUAUUGCAAAAUAAUUUAAAAAUUUUAAUUUUUAAAUAAAAAAGAAUUAUUUAUCUCUUAAAUAUAUUUAAUUUAUUAUUUACUUUUAAAUCUGCUAAAGAUGAAAAAAAAUUUCUUUUUAAAUUUAAUGUUUAUUUAAAAUUUAUUUUAUUAUUUUAAUUUUUAUGUGCAAUAUAAUAAAACUAAGAAUUCUUAUUUUAGUGAUAAAAUGCAUUUUCUUAAAUUGCA
Leptopilina boulardi is the source of this 6064-nucleotide messenger RNA. It is a transcript of the gene Eip78C, whose product is annotated as ecdysone-induced protein 78C. NCBI's taxonomy places the organism in Eukaryota, Metazoa, Arthropoda, Insecta, Hymenoptera, Figitidae. The record is from RefSeq and is a predicted model, not a curated record. Gene Ontology annotation, molecular function: sequence-specific DNA binding; DNA-binding transcription factor activity; zinc ion binding. The coding region runs from base 1178 to 2875 and encodes 565 amino acids. The transcript is spliced from 9 exons. Gene Ontology annotation, biological process: regulation of DNA-templated transcription.